CGUCGUUCACGCUUCCUGUCCACAUGAAGACCCUGCAUUGAGGCCGUGGUCAAAUCCUGCCAGCUGGCCCAGCGGAAUGACUCCCAGCUUUAUGGAGGAAGUGAAGGUGCAUACAGCUAUUUUGUUGGAUAUCACCCCGCCAACCUUAACAAGUGUGACAAUAUCUCAUGGUGGUAGACUGGUAUGGAAACCCACGGGGAGUGUCAACCUGACCGUGGGCUUUCUCCUCGUACAGGGGCGGAUGGACAUCGGAUCGGAGGACUGCAAGUAUGGUGGUAGGACUAUCAUCACCAUUACAGGUAAGCGUGGUGACUAUGACGUAAUUGGUUUUGGAGAGAAGUUUAUCGGUGUGGACAGUGGUGGUAUACUUGAACUUCAUGGAAGGGAGAAGGUGUCCUGGACAAAGCUUAACAGAACUGUGCCCAAACUAACGCAGGGGCACGGAUAUGUCUACAGUCAUAAGGAAAGUCAUCUAUGGAAGAAAGACGAUUGGAUGGAAGGUUUAGGAGCCUAUGUAAUUGAUCCAAUGACAGAUGAAGUGGAGGCGUUCCGAAUGUUCUAUCUGAGUGGCAGGAAUGAACAGAUGACGAACUAUCACAUUCGGGAUGUACGGCCGUUCUUGAAAGGUACACAUUUCGCAUGUUUCAGAACAGGUCGAUG
This is a messenger RNA of Mizuhopecten yessoensis (Yesso scallop), 660 nucleotides long. RefSeq names its product protein DDB_G0287365-like. The annotation marks the transcript as partial. The record is from RefSeq and is a predicted model, not a curated record. The transcript has 4 exons. Lineage: Eukaryota; Metazoa; Mollusca; Bivalvia; Pectinida; Pectinidae.